CCGUGGAGUGCGUCCGACAGGCGUGAGCGGGACGCGUACUGAAGGUAUAUAUAUAUACGAGGCGAGGAUUUCGUGACGGACACUCUCCCCUUCUCGACGCGAGCAUACCUCCCCACGCAACGUGCCCGAGCAUGUUGUCCACAUCUCGUCUCGCAACCGGCCGCACGAAGCUCGUUCCGCAUGCGAUUGCACGCUUCGACCUCGCAGCGCGACGCGUAGCGGGUCGACGUAUCGCGCAGCGAUUCCAGUCGACGCCGAGUGUCAGUCAGUCAGUGAGUUCACAAUCCUCAGCCGGCACACACAUCGCAGCGGGAGUCGCCGGCGGAGCAGUCGUUGUCCUGGGAGGCUACGCAUGGUACCAUUUCUCCGGGGCAAAGACCGCGGUGAACGCAGCGAAGCAGGCGCACGGCUACUACGAAGACACCAAACGCAGCAUCGCCGAAAACGCUCCCAAGAACCCGAACGAGGUGAUCGAGUUCCUUCGGAAGACGGCCAAGACCUACGUGGGCGUGAUCCCCGGCGCGUCAUCAUACGUCGACUCCACGUUCGAUGCGCUGGGCGAGCUGCACGCGACGCACGGCGAGGAGGUCGAGAAGAUCCUGCAGCAGGGGUACGACGAGAUCAGGCAGAUAUUGCAGGAUGGGAAGAGUGGCGCGGACAUGCAGACGGGGUUGAAGGUCAUGGAGGUGCUACAGCGUAGCUCGAGCCAGCUUGAGGAGGUCGGCAAGAGAGCUGGCCAGGACGCGUUCCAAAAGCUCGGCGAGCGCUAUCCCGAGCUGAAGGAGAAACUCGGAGGGAAGUACGACGAGCUGAGGAAGGCGGCAGAGAAAAACGGGCCGGAGGCGAAGAGGAUCUAUGAAGAGACGACAAAACAGAUUGGGAAGAUAUUCUCCUCGGGCUUCAGUCCUGACAAGCUGAACGAAGCACAAGAGCUCGUCCGAUCCAAGGCAUCGGAGAUAAGCGAAGCCGCGGGCGGGACAUCGCAGGAGGCAUGGGACAAAGUGUUGAAGGAGGCGACUCCGUACCUCGACAAGUUGCCUGACAUCCGCAAGCUAGUCGAGGAUAACGCAUCCGCGUUUAUGGCAGCAGGCCUGUCGCAGGGCGGCGCCGCACAGGAGGUGCUUGCUCGCGUGAAGGAGGCGGCAGAGGGUGGUGCAGCGAAGAAUAAGGAGAAGCUGAAGGAGCUGAAGGACUUCGUGCAGGCCAAGGCAGACGAGGCGCGGCAACGCGGAGAGAAGGGCUCCCAGGGCGGAUUGCAGAGUCUGCAGGAGUGGAUACGGGGCAUGCCGGGCGGGGAGGAGGCGCUGAAGAAGGUGCCGGACGUGAAUGUCGAGGCUCUGAUGCAGGUCGCGCAGAGUAGAGGCGACGAUGCGAAGAAGCUAAUGGGCGAGACGUACGAAGACAUCUUGAAGGUCCUCCAAGAGAAGGCGAAGAAGGCGGAGAAGAUCGCAGCGGAAGGGAAGGAGGAGGCGAAGCAAAAGUCAUCGUGAGCUGUUGGCUCAGAUGCUAAAGGCCGUGUGUCGUGUGCUACACAUGGGGACGGAUGAUCACCGGUAUGUGGACGUUAGAGCAAAGCAACAUACGGACAUACGGAGGAC
Molecule: messenger RNA, 1598 nt
Organism: Rhodofomes roseus
Lineage: Eukaryota; Fungi; Basidiomycota; Agaricomycetes; Polyporales; Fomitopsidaceae
Exons: 3
Coding region: 132-1490 (452 amino acids)
Source: RefSeq, a predicted model, not a curated record